CAAGGCCGACCAUGUCGACGUGAGAAUUUCCAAAUCGCCAUCAUUUGCGCGUUACCUCUCGAGUACGAUGCUGUUUCUUUGCUUUUCGAUCAAUUAUGGGAUGAUGACGAGUCGUAUGGCCGUGCUCGUGGGGAUAUGAACUCCUACACAACAGGCCGUAUGGGCAAAUUCGACGUUGUGCUGGCGCUUCUUCCCAACAUGGGCACGGCUGCGGCUGCAGGGGCAGCAGCUAGCUUGCGAUCCAGUUACUGCGGCCUACAGCUUGCAUUCCUCGUCGGUAUCUGUGGCGGCGUACCGGGCGAGGGCGCGAUGCAAGUUCGUCUGGGCGAUGUCGUUAUCAGCAGAUCCGCCGUUCAGUAUGACCUUGGCAAACAGUACCCCGAAACGUUCAUGUCAAAGAGCACCACUGCUGAUAGGCUCGGAAGACCAAACAAGAAUAUAAGAAGCUUAGUUGCACUUUGCGAGAGCGAAUUUGGAAGGGAACGGUUACAGCUGAAAGCAUGCGCACAUCUCAAAGUGUUGCAGGCAGAGGCUAUACGGAAGCGGCGUCAGUCUAACUAUCAGUUUCCUGGGAGAGACAAUGACAAACUUUUCCCGCCAACUUACAGGCAUAAGCACAGAGGCGCACAAGCGUGCCUCUUGUGUAAUGAACAGGCCGAUGGCUUCUGCGAAGAGGCUGCCUGGACGUCAUGUGUCAAACUUGGCUGCGAUGAGCAUCAACUGGUGGGGAGACCGUCAACAAUGACAAGUGAUUCACAACACAUAGAAGAACUGCGGCCGCGAAUACUUGUCGGGCAAAUGGCCUCUGGAAGCACGGUGAUGAAAUCUGGCGAGCAUCGGGACCAGCUUGCUCAACAACACAACGUGGUUGCAUUUGAAAUGGAAGGGGCAGGCAUCUGGGAUGAAGUUCCCUGCAUCAUCGUAAAAGGCGUUUGUGAUUACGCUGACAGCCACAAAAACGAUUUGUGGCAGCCGUACGCUGCGGCCGCCGCUGCCUCGGUCACGAAGGCUGUACUUGGACGAUACGAUAUGACGGAUGGAUGA
This is a messenger RNA of Trichoderma reesei QM6a, 1044 nucleotides long. RefSeq lists its product as uncharacterized. Lineage: Eukaryota; Fungi; Ascomycota; Sordariomycetes; Hypocreales; Hypocreaceae. The annotation marks the transcript as partial. The transcript has a single exon. The record is from RefSeq and is a predicted model, not a curated record. Gene Ontology annotation, biological process: nucleoside metabolic process. Gene Ontology annotation, molecular function: catalytic activity.